ACACUUCUUCAGAUCAUAGGUUAUAGCUUCUAUCAGGGUUAAACCAAAAGAAAGUUAAUGGUAGCCCCAGGGGAUGCGUUCCAGCAGUACUUUUGGGGAGACAAAAAUGCUGGAUAUGAUGUGCUUCUCACCAACAUGAAACAAGCUGUUUCUGCUUCCAAAGAGUUUCAUGAGAUUUUAAGAGAACGGGGUAACUAUGAGGAAGCAUUCUCCAAGUCUUUGAGACGAUUGUCUGAAAAGGCAACAACUAUUAAUGCAGUUGGGUCCUUUUUACCUGUGUGGACUGUCGUCAAGAAGUACAUGGAGAACAUGAGCAAAAUUCAUGGGGAUUUUUCUACUAAAUUCAAGGAACUUUGUCAAGAAUUAAACACCUUCAAAACAGAUUCAACUUCAAAAACUAACAAAAUGCUGAAAGAUCAAGCAGAUGUAGUAAAAACAGCUGCUGCACUGAACAACAUAAAGAACUCACUGGAGCAUGUAAACAAGUGCAAGAAACUUUACCAACAGAAACACAAGGAUCUGAUAGAGAGUGAAGAAAGCUUCACCAAAGCAGGAUUAGCUGCUGAUAAAACUGAUAAGGAGACAGAGAAAAUGCAACAAAAGUUCACAAGAAGUCAGGACGCGUUCGUGCUAGCUGAGAACACGUAUAAAGCAAGUGUUGAGAAGUACAACAAAGCUCAGGAGGAGUACAAUGAGGACAUGACUAACUCUUGCAAGUUUUUCGGAGAGAUGGAGCAAACUCAUCUGAACCUGAUUGUGGAGUUUGCUAAAAGGUUCGGGGACAUAGAGACAGAUCUGAUCGAGGAGCUGAAGAAGAACUGUGAGAGUAUUCUCGGAGGAGAUAAUGAUGAAGAUAUUAAAGGUCUGGUAGGAUACACCCCAGAGCACCUGAUAAAGAUAUUCGUGGAGGAGAAGACUACAGGGGUGGAGAUGUGUCCUCUGAUGGAGACGGAGCUGUUAACAGUGAAGGAUCCUCCGGUGCUCAGCAUGACACCUAAACCUACACACAACCCGGCCCCUCAUGAGAAGAGCAGUGACAGUGGCUCAGUUAACUCCAUCCCAAACGCACACAACGCCACAACAGUAACAACAGCUUCUGUAGUCCCUCCUGCCAACAUGAACUCCAUGACGCUAGCCAUGUCUAAUGUCAAUGUGGGUUUGAAGCAGUUCCGGAAGAUGAUCAAGCCGAAGAAGAAGCCUAAGAAUAAGAACGAGGGUGAUAACAAGAGCAUCGACAGUAAAACCGAGGACCACGAGAACGGUGGGGACGACAUCUCGGAGAAAUCAACCUCAGAACACGACAGCGCGGGUCACCGCAGUGAGCUGGACUUCUACGAGCGGCACGGUACCGGAUACUUCAGCUCUGAUGAGGACGAGGGGGUGGGGGAUGACGACAGCGACGAGGAUGGUCUCACUGCUAAGGUGCGAACUAUCAAGAUACGGAACACAGCUGAGGUGGGCGGAACACUGGAACUGCCCACGGAAGAGGAACUCCGUAAAGCAACGGAGAAGUUGACGCUCUCUUGUUUGUCUCCUAAUACGCUUCACAGAGACCGGUCUAAAACUCACAACCCCCAACUUUUCUCAGGUCGCUCUGGAAGUUUCCGAGGGCUACCCCGCCCCAGAUCGGCGGUGUUUUCCACCCGAGUUAGAACCUCAUCGGACACCACCCACCUUACUAUAACCUCAUCUCAAACCUCACUUCCUACUGAAACCUCAAUUCAAACACAAGCCUCAUCUGGGAUUUCAAUGAGAUCCUCAUCCAAAUCCUCACUUCUUUUCUCACCUAGACACUCACAAGUGUCAGCAAGCACUCCAGAAUUCAUACAAAGCUCUGAAAUAUGUUCUACGUCGUCGACAUCAAUGAGUUCGUUAUCAAUGACUUCCUUAUCGAUGUUUUACUUAGAAAUAGCAGAACCAGAAAUAGAAACUAAACAUAAAGAAGAGCAUGUUCGUGUGGCCACAAUGGCUGAUGCAUCAUCCCAAUCAUUUCGCAGUUCUGAGCUCGAUAUUUGUCCUGAGCCUUCUCUUCCAGAAGAUGAUUAUAAUUCAAGCACUAGAAACGCACAAGCACUUCCUCAUAUCACCAUUUCAACUUUGAAAAACAAACGGAGCAAAAAGAAAAAAACCUGGGAUAAAAUUCUUAAAGUGAAGAGCUUUUGCUCCGAAUCGCAUGUAACUUUGAGGCAGAAGAUCCUAAGAAAACAGCACUUUGAAGCAAAAGUCGUGAAAAAAUGCCCAAUUUAUAGCCCCUGUACUGAACUGAAAAAAGCAUAUUCGCACUCCCUGGUGGACCUACCCGUCUCCCCUGAACCGGCUCCUAAAACCACAUUCCCGACCACUUUCAACACUCCACGUGCCAAGUCCGUGUCUGGUCACAUCAGUUCUCCGCGGGCUCAUCCCAGAAACUUCCCUGCUGCAGAGCCAAUAGCUGAAGCCGCCGAAACAGCCAUUCUCGUCCCAGAAACGAACAGUGGCGGUGGUAGUGACGCAUGGGCAGUGUUUGACGACUCCUUCAAGACCUCGCCCAAACGUGCCAGCGACAGUGCCGCACUGGAUUCAGCUGCCUCGUGGUCAACACCUCCAACUACUAAGCGUAUAUUGUUUGAGGAGCAUAAGAUUGAACAAGAGAAAGUUCCAGAGAAAGAUGAUGGGUUAGAUGGUCUUUUGGAGUUUGCUCCAACAAAUCUUAACACUCCUGAAAAGGCUGAAGGGAACCGUAACCUGGAUGACCUGCUGUCGAUCACGCUGGACGAUCAGAGAGCCAUGAGUCCUGCCUCCGAAUACAUGGUUCGUGGAGAGCAGGAGGGAAGGGGCUCAGUUUAUCGAUAUCCUCAUCUGAGAGUUGACGGUACUCCCACUCUGUCAGAAGUGCUAGCGAAGAAACAGACCCCCGACGGUUCGCCCACCAACUCAGAAUCAAACCCAAACAUCCUGGUCUCGGACGAGACCGGAGACAUGAAGGACGGAGACAAGGUGGAACUGGACGAGGAGACCGGAGCUCGGAGAAAGAGGCUGCCAAGUCUCAUUGAGUUCUCGCCUGUUAAACCACUAUUAAUAAAAUUGUGGUGGGACCGAGCCGCGAGUAAACGACAAUCAACAACCGAAUCUCCCACUUCUCCCCCACCCGACAAAUCGUCGUCGUCGCCGUCGCCGGAAAGAGAGAUAACGCCGUCGCCGGAAAGAGAAAUGUCGCCGCCGCCGGAAACGCCGCCAGCGGGAACUUCAAGAAUGAGGAAGGCGUUCGAGAGAAACAAGAUGACGGGGACCUUUUUUAGGAAAAAAUCUAAGAAUAAAGCUCCAGCACCACCUCCACCAGAGAGCCAGGAAGCUUCAGACCCCUUAUCUAGUACUCACCGAAGUGAGGAGGAUAUUGUGGUGGAUGCUGCUGAUCCGGAUACUAGUCUCUCUCCUUCUAACAGUAUUGACACUGAUAGCGGUGUUGCAGUUGACGGUUCUAUGCCGCCUACUCUUCUUGCUAUCUCUAAUAACGAUAUUGACGUUGAAGACUCCAAGUUGUUAUCGCCUUUAUCUGUGGACAGCAUGAGUAAAGUCUCCCUAGAUUCUUAUGAUGCCCAGACUGAUAAGCCUAACGGAUUGAUCCCCAAAUUGAAGCCGACAUACGCGACUGUCACCUCUCCCCCGGUUAUACCAUACCUUACAAAACCAGCUUCAACUGAAGAUGUUGAGUUCAGCGCUCAACAUGAGGAAACAGUAGAGAAUGAUCGCGAAGAAAUACCGUAUCCGAUAGCCAUAGCUAUAAUCGAGACCGCUAGUGCUGUCUUUAAACCGAACGAUGAGUGCACCAGCAAGAUAGAAGGUGAACUGAUCAUGUCUCUCCCGUGUGAUGCCGCAGCUGAUCUAGCUAUCAACCCUGCUCCUCCACCCCUCAAAAUUCGCCUUGUCUCCACAACUACCCCCAACUCUUUUAUCGUUAAUCGCCAGAUAUUUUCCAUCAAACCCCCCUCGAUAUUGGACAUCCUGGAAGUCAAUAUGAACUUGCUGCAAAACUUUUUGAAGAAGCGCCUUGAACAGAUAGGGAAGCAGCAGCGAAUAAACAUUCCUCUUCUUAAAUAUAAAUCACCGUACCUCAAAGCUGAGUUGGCGCCGCUGAUAGCACAGUCCUAUUGGACGACUAGCGGGGACAAUACUGUCUUAUCAAUUGAUGCAUCUGUCAACGAAUCAUUGGCGGUGCAGAAUUUCCAUUUCCCGCGCAUAACUUACUCGAACAGUUUUGAUAGCUCUACUCCAGUUUUAAGCUCUCACCCAUCAGCUGAGAUAUCAAACAACAAAUUAAGGUGGGAGCGGUACGAUGUGGGCAACGAAAUGUUGGAUCACCCCGACCGGCUUAUCGCAACAUUCGAGGUGAUCCCAAAUUUAGAGGGGUCACGAACCGAUAUUGAGUUUGAAGUUGAGGGGGUCGUUAUUUCUGGGACUGAUGUUGUCUUGGAAAACUCAGAAUCAUACUCUAUAGCCACCACUGUGAAGAAAAUGAAGUCAGAUAAAUAUUGGACGGAACCUAAGAUUAUGGAUUCGAAUUGCUGACAUGUCUAAGCCAUUGAAGAGCAUACUAAAAGAAGACAGAGGCGAUUUUAAAGAAGGCGAAACACGUUCAACGGAGAUUAUUUCGGAAUUAACAAGAAAAAGACUUUCAAAAAAUUAAUUUCUUUCCUAGGACUGAUAAACUCUAGGAAAUUUAAUUUUUCACAAAAAACCCACACCUACUGAUGAUUCAUUCGUUUUUAAAUCUUUGUACCAUAAUUUUUAUUGUUGUAUAAAAAUGUAAACUGCCGUCAAAUUCGGUGUAUUAGUAAUACGUACAUAUUGAAAUACAUGUUCUGCGAUGAGAUCAAAAAUGGCUCUUUUCAAUAGACGCUAGUAUGACUUUAGUAACAACAUUCAAUUUCCAGUUUAAUCUUGGUUGACGUUAUAUUUGAUGAAUAAGAUCGGUUGCAUUUUAGAGUGUAUUUUUAUACCGUACGUUCUGAUUUAAAUCUUUCGUAGAAGCGUAAGAGAGACCAGUAUUCUCGGGUCAGAGCAGGGCGUUCCUAUGUCUGUGCAAUUAAUGACGAUUCAAAAUUCCAGCUUGGUAUUGCCACAUAUUGUGUUUUUCAUGAGGGACAUAACAUGUGACUAGCUUGAUCUUGAAUCA
Bolinopsis microptera is the source of this 5152-nucleotide messenger RNA. Its product is annotated as ras guanine nucleotide exchange factor Y-like. Gene Ontology annotation, cellular component: cytoplasm; plasma membrane. Lineage: Eukaryota; Metazoa; Ctenophora; Tentaculata; Lobata; Bolinopsidae. The transcript has 27 exons. The record is from RefSeq and is a predicted model, not a curated record. The coding region runs from base 58 to 4545 and encodes 1495 amino acids.